Molecule: messenger RNA, 1091 nt
Organism: Melampsora larici-populina 98AG31
Lineage: Eukaryota; Fungi; Basidiomycota; Pucciniomycetes; Pucciniales; Melampsoraceae
Exons: 5
Coding region: 1-579 (192 amino acids)
Source: RefSeq, a predicted model, not a curated record
AUGUCUCUAAUCAAAUUCAUCGCUGCUGUCUUGACUCUUGUCAUCAUCGAGGCUGUUGUAAUGGUUGAAGUCAACGCAGCCGUCGCUCAAGAUUUUUCACCCAUCAAUCACGCCUUGGCUCGACGAGACCUUCCUCCUUGCAAGCAGAUUUGGCCCACAGAACAGGCUCCUACCGAAGACCAGCGAGUUUACGACUUGAAUGUAGACAUCAAAGCAGUCAAAGGACCAGGAUGGCGUCCGUCAGUCUGCGACAAAGCGUUUUGGAACUGUGUAUAUGUCCAGGCAGGGGUUAACCCAGCCAGAGGAGGGUUUUCUUUGGCCGCUAGAUUUCCCCUUGAUGAUGGUACUCAUGUUGAGGUUUAUAGGUACUGGCAAUCGACCAUUCAGUGGACUGCAAACGGUGGUACCGUGAACUCUUAUAUGGCACACGGUGUUGAUUAUGUUUGCGUUAAAGGUACACUGGCAGUUCAAUUUGUGUCGAGCGGAAGAAAACUUGUUGGAAACCCCAAAACUCCCAACGAAUUUACCUGCGAGUGUCACUAUCCACUUGAUGAAGAUAAAGUUAUAUUCUUCGAUUGAUCCAUAGUAAAUUCUUAUUGAAUGAGACCUUGGUCCUUUUACCAAACAUCAAGAAUUCAAAAGCCUUACUGAUCAAGAUCAACUUAUCCUUAAAGUCGCUAUCAUUUUCAGAUUUAAUUGGACUCUUGGCAUUUUUAUCUCAACCGGACUAAAUAUAUAUAAUCACUCAAAGAGAGCGUCUUCAUUAUUGUCCAACACAUUACUUUAAACUUCCUUGGCUCAACCUCACGCUGUAAUCGGUCGCAUCCGGAAUUUUCUUGGGUUAUUCAAAUCUUCUGUUCUAAAUUUUAUAUCAUAAUGUCUGUUUUAGUACAAACGUAGAUCUGUAAGAUUUGAGAGGAUUACACAGAUGGACUUUCACGUGUUAUGAGGUCAUCCAACACCUUUAGCUACUAUAGGGCCAUAUAAAUAGUGUAGUUACCUCGUCCUUCUGUAUCUUUUUAAGUUAUUAUCUUGUUCCUUUAUUUUUGUCAAUAUCAACCUCAUAAACAACUUGAAGAGUUAUGCACCUU